ACACGAGGAAACAUUUUAAUUCGGCACGCAGAAGCGCGAAUGUGGACGUAUUACCUCGCCACCAUUUACCAGGAUCAGCUAGGCUCGAGUGUUAUUGAGUUUGGUUUGGACCAUUGCAAGGUGAGAUGGCAAGCAGGUUGGGGCUCCCCCACGGCAGUUCCCUGCACAGAUGCAUGCUGGUCCUGACCUUCCUGCUCCUACUGUGUGAGAUUGUUGUCAGCCGCCUCUGUAACUCCCUCAUCACCAUGGUGGACGUCUUCCACACCCUCUUCAUCCUCAUGCACAUGGCUCUUCCUCUUGCUCAACCCACCCUGGGCAGAGGCCUCCCAAAACCGCCACCUGCCUCUCCUCUCUCCACUUCCAUCACCUCCAACCCCACUCAGUCACCUGUCAAAUCUCCCCCAUAUGCCUUAACCAUCCCCUGUGUCUCUCCCAUCCCUUCCAACUCAGCUUCCUGUCCCUCUCCUCCCCUCUCAACCCCUGUCCUCACCACCACUUCCCAGUUUCCCUCCAAACCUCUCACCCCUACAACCACCCAUUGUUUCUCCCCUGACCACUCUGAGUCCAACCAGCUAACCUCUUAUCCCCAUCCCACCCUGUCUGUUCCAGCCAACCCUUUUCCCCGAUGCCUCCCCCCUCAGGCGUCCCUGUGUGGCCUGUCCUACAGCGAAGCGAGGGUCCAGCCCCUGGGGGCUCUGAUCUCAGCUCUCCUGCUGGCUGCCCUGUGUGUCUCUGUCUCUCUGGAUAUCCUCAGCCACACCCUGCAGCCCCACCCUAUACAGCGCCCUCUUUUGGCCACGGUGAUGGGGGCUGUCAGCCUGCUCUACAACCUCCUGGUGCUGGGGCUCAGCUGGGGUAGCUGGCUUGGGACCAAGACUAGAGCUGCCUGGGAGGGGGAGGAGAGAUCUGUCCUUGGUGUGAAUGGAAAAGGCACAGAGCAUUCUUUGCUUUUAUUAUUAAUGUCAGUGUGGGAGGGAAUUGUGUACAAGUUCUGCAUUAUUCUAGCAGUCAAGGCCGAGGUCCAGACCAAAGACAGCACUGGAGUGGAUGGAGACAAUGACCUCAGUAACCUCACUACAUCUCUGGAUGGUGCCUUCCAAGAUGGAACACUUGUACUCUGUAACCCUGGAACCUCCAGUGUCCUGAACCCUGACAGUGACUCUCAGCACCCACCCCAGACAUCCCUACUCCGUACCGUGGCCCCUCAGGUUCCCCUUUCAGACCACUGCCAUGGAGCACACACACCCCCUGCAGACUCACACAGACUCCCUGCAGACUGCAGAACUGCAGAGACACCAAACAACUUCCCAAAUCCAGAGGCCAGUGGCUGUCAUCCAAAGUACUCCAACUCUGAGGUGUCUAAGUGUGUGGGACACAGAGAUAAUCAAACAGACCCCACCACAGUCUCAGCCCUAAAGUCAGAAAGCCCCACAAGGCUCAGGGUUCAACUUCCCGCCUUUCUCCCAUCCCUCAUCACCCUCACCCAGGCACUGCUGGGCUCCAUCCUGGCCCUCACCAACGGGCUUACCCUGCUACUCCUGGGCCCAGACUGCCUGCAUGGCUCUGGGGCCUGUGCCCCCUUCAUCUACCUGGACCCUGGCUUCUCCAUGGUGGCUGUGGUGGUGCUGCUGGCCACCGCUCUGCCCCAGGUGUGCCGUUACGGUUGGCUGCUGCUCCAGGCCAGCCCAUCCCAGUUGUGUGUGUCUGAUCUGGGCCGGCGGAUUGCAAGCGUGCCUGGGGUGCAGGCGGUGCACGACCUCCACGUGUGGCAGCUGACAGAGAGCUGCCUGGUGGCGUCUGUACAUGUCCACUGCCACGCUGGGUUCCAGAUACACAGGUGUGGUGAUCUGAUGUCAGGGGUCACCAAGGUGUUUCAGAGUGUAGGUGUGAGCUGCUGUACCGUACAACCAGAGUUCUUCCUCUCCACUUCCUCAGCCAACGGCAACAUGGAUAACAACCACACCAACCCCACCAUCAUCCAUAGGGAGAUUCACCCACUGCCCUCACACCUGGCCUGCAGCCUGGCCUGUGGGAAGGGCUGUGUUGGGAGGAUGUGCUGUGCUCCUCUGGAGGAAGGGUCUACAGAGCCACUGGCACCCCCUGCUGGGGAAACUGAGGAGCCUCACGUGCUGAUCAUAGAGAACGCCUUUCUUUGA
Messenger RNA from Oncorhynchus masou masou (cherry salmon), 2156 nucleotides. RefSeq lists its product as uncharacterized. Bases 126 to 2156 code for a protein of 676 amino acids. Gene Ontology annotation, molecular function: zinc ion transmembrane transporter activity; calcium channel inhibitor activity. Gene Ontology annotation, biological process: zinc ion transmembrane transport; intracellular zinc ion homeostasis; detoxification of zinc ion. The record is from RefSeq and is a predicted model, not a curated record. Lineage: Eukaryota; Metazoa; Chordata; Actinopteri; Salmoniformes; Salmonidae. The transcript has 6 exons. Gene Ontology annotation, cellular component: Golgi apparatus; membrane; endoplasmic reticulum.